AUGUCCCAAAGUUCACAAGGACAGUACAAGUUGGCAAAGUUUGCUUUUAAUAUCUAUGGAUCAUUAGGAACUCCCCAGUCAAAUGAAUCUAUCUCGCCGAGCUCCUCAUUAAAUUCGAGAAAUUCAAAACAACUCCCUGUCCAUUUCGGCGAUAAGGUUGAUCAAAAACCAGUUUUCACUUGCGAACGUGAAACUCAAGCUUUGUCGCAGCUCAAUUGUGGUGUACAAAUCAGUAAUUACAACAAUGGAAAUGAACUUCGACAUCAUGCAGUAAUUGGAGGGAAAAACUACCUUCGGUUAUUAUGCUUGAAUGAGGACCAACUGAGAGUUUUGCAAGAGAUCAACUUGCUAGAUACCAAAUCAAUAUACACCUCAAGAGCUCCAAAUAAACUAAACAACAUAAACACUAUUAGAACGUAUUCAAACACCGUUGCCUGUGGACUUGCAAAUGGGACGAUCUCACUAUACAAGGUUUUACCAUCAGGACAAAGUAAACUACAGGCAAGACUAUUAGAGCACAAGCGUUGUAUAAACUCACUUGACUUUAUUGAUUCGGAAAGUGUUCUUGUAUCUGGUUCUCAAGAUGGAAGUAUCAAGCUAUGGGAUAUACGAGCUUCAGUGGCCAAACCUGUGUUAUCCUUGCACGCGGCAUUGCAUAAUGAUCCUAUUAGAGCGUGUCAGUACAGCCAACACUCAGCAGUUAGGAACAAAAUAUGUAUAUUGUCGGUGCAUGAUUCUGGAGCCUUGUGUAAGUUUGAUUUGCGUACCAGUCUAGCGAACAAUGCACACACUCCAGACCGUAAAUGGAACUUACAUUCCGGACCAGUUUUGUCUUUGAAUAUACACCCAGAAAAGGAAUACGUUGCAACUGGUGGUAGAGAUCAAAAAAUUUGUAUUUUCAAUUAUAGUGACACUCAAUCUUCAACGAGGACAUCCCCUGAAUCAAUGAUAAACACGUACGGAUCAAUCUUGAAAGUACGCUGGAGUCCCUAUUCAAAUUAUGGUUACAAAAAGGGCGAAUUCGAAGAACGAAAUGCAAACCCUUUGUCAAAUUACGAUAUUGCUUGUCUGUACCUCAAUGACGAUCCUACAAUCACUACAUUCAACUUGGAUCGAAAGUUUAUUCCCAAGCGAGUCAUUCAUUCUUAUGAGCAAAAGCCUGUUUCUAACUUUGUAUGGGCACAAAAUGAGGAAAAUUGUCACAAAAUCUGGGCAUUAACCAAAGCAAAUGUGUUUACAACGUACAACCUAGAUCUGCAGCGUGAUCCUGAUGUUAAUCGACCCUUGGAUGAUUUGAACAGCAUUGCAAUGACCUGGGGUUCGAGUGAAAAUUUCAUAAUGGUCAAUCAGGAUAAACACCAUUUUAACAUUAGUGAGGAAUCGGGAACUGAGAUAUAUGACCUGGGAGACGAACGCAGUCACUUUAACGAUUAUGAUGAUGCAGAGUUACUGGCAAAUUCACUCGCGGCUUCUCCUGUUGAAAAGCCACUGCUUAUCAGGUCGUAUUCGUAUAAUCCAAUGCUGCAACUAGGUGCAAAGUCACCACCUCCAAUAUCGAGACACAUGAAUUCUUUCGAUCCACCCACUUCUUCAGGGUCGGCCUUUGGAGGUAGACGUCCAGCACUAACUAGAAACCCAUCACAAGAAUCCUCGACUUCAUUUGGUUCUGCUCCUCCUGCUGCUGCUAUAAAGGCAAAGAAAGGGUCAAAGAAUAACAUUCCAUUCUAUUCUCCAUAUGCUCUUCCUGUAACGUUGCCGUUACCGUCAAACGAUGAAUACAUAUUCCAAACCUUGUCGAUUGAUUAUUUGAUGUCGAUUCCCGAUGGGUUUGGUAUAUUUGACGUCUGUGUGUUUAAUGCAAAUGUGGCAGAUAGCGCUGGACUUCAUCGAACUUGCCAAGUAUGGAGAAUGCUAGCUUCAAAUCUUCCACUGGGGUUAGUUAAGAACGCGGAGCAUUACACUGAAGAGCCAAACGAGGCAGUAGGGGCUCCUCUUGAACACACAAACUCGCUGUCUCACAUAGAUCAAUCUAUCCAAUCAGAUUUGGGCAACAUAAUUGGUUCCUUUAACUCAAACUCCACUCAAGCAAACAAUUAUGGAAACAAUUUGGAAAAACGAACUAGUGACAAUGCAUCUCAUUGCAUGUCUUCUCUGGCUAGAAAUAGCCGUACCAAUAGCUUCACACAAUUAAGGGAUGCGCAGGACGAUUUUCUCAGUCAGCAUGCAAAGUCCAGGCCAAUUCUGAUCAAUUCUGAAAAACAAUUGACCGAUUUUCAAAAGGAGAACGUCGAUUUGAUGAGCGCAGCUUUUCCUACCUCGAGUCCGAAUUCGUUGGGAUCCAACCAUUUGAGUGUCGGAUCCAUAUCGAAAUCUCCAAGAAGUGGAAUACCCCACAAGAUGCAACCAGAAGACCUUGCUGUUGCAAAGCUUCCGGUGGGAGACAAUGGCACUUCAAGUGAUGGCAUGAUGGUUCAAGAAUUAUACUUAACAACUUCAUUGGCUACUGGUGAGACAAGAACUUGGGGUUUUGAAAAUUUGUUACGAAAGUCACUCGAUUAUGCACAAUUACAAGGCGAUGUUAUAUUUUGUGCCAUCGCGAGUCUUUUGUUUUUUGAACUAAGUACAGUUGUUGCAAAGGAAGAAUGCUUGGAUUGGCUUCUGACGUAUAUUGAUAUUUUACAAAGAAAACAACAAUUCGUUAUUGCAACAAAAGUGAUAAACUCUGCCCCAUUGGUGAUACAACAAGAAUUGACAAAGCAGUACACAUCAGAUUUGAUCAGGCUCUAUUGUUCGUCUUGUUCUAAAUUGUUGGCCAACGAAGAAUCCAAGCACAGAGAAAAGGGUAAAUUCGGAUACUGGUACUGCGAUGCAUGUCACAAAAAACAACUGAAUUGUAUUUAUUGUGAUGAACCUAGUAAAGGGCUAGUAGUUCUCGUGAGUCUAAAAUGUGGUCACCGUGGACAUUACGGUUGUUUGAAGGAAUGGUUUGUUGAAGAUGGAAAUAUCGAGUGUCCUGGUGGUUGUGAUUUCAAAGUUUUAUAG
This is a messenger RNA of Lodderomyces orthopsilosis Co 90-125, 3042 nucleotides long. RefSeq lists its product as uncharacterized. Gene Ontology annotation, molecular function: protein binding. Gene Ontology annotation, biological process: positive regulation of TOR signaling. The coding region runs from base 1 to 3042 and encodes 1013 amino acids. The record is from RefSeq and is a predicted model, not a curated record. The transcript has a single exon. Lineage: Eukaryota; Fungi; Ascomycota; Pichiomycetes; Serinales; Debaryomycetaceae.